CCACCAUGGUGGUUAUUGUUGGGAAGGAGAGGAGUGUCCGCGCGCGGGAGGCGCAUUCAAGCAUGGAUGAAAAUUGUCCACUAGAUGUGCUACUAAGUUCCCCUCAGCAGCAGCAGCAAGGACCCUUGGUAAAAGAAUACUCACAAGUUACUACACCAGUGUUGGGUCUCCGCUCGCCUUUAAAGGAUAUAGCAAACCAUCCCUCGGAGGCUCGAACAGUCAAAAGAGAAAAGAUACGGGCAGUGUACCCCAGACACGAGUUUGACAGUCAGUUGGAUCAGGAUGAAAGAAGUUGGCGUGAUCGUACAGAGGUCAUCACUAGACUUGAUCACGAUGCAUAUCAGAUGUUUGCACAAGAAGUAAUUAGUGAUGCUGUAAGCAAAGUUGAAGAGUCUAUCAAAAUCAAAUUGCCAGUCAAAAAGCCUAUUCAUCGAGGUGUCGCAAAAUUCCGUGAGAUUGCAACUGCAAGCUUGGCGGACUCAGAAUCUGAAUACGAGAGUGCAGAGGAACUGGAUGAGUUUGAUGGGCCUUCAGCGCAGAAGAUUCUCUCUCCUGUCUUGCCGGUGGCUAAUUCAACGCUACUUAAUAUUGUGUCGUCAGCUAAUAGUACACCAAAUAGGUCAGAUACUGUAUUUGAAAAUUCAUUCAUACACAGCUUUGAAAAAAUGAAAAUUAUUGAAAACGAUGAGCCAGUUGCAGAAGAAAAGUUCCACGAUGCCAGUGAUUCAUUUGUUGAGGAUGUGGCAUUAUCACCACCCGGUAACAGUGUUCCUGAAGCAGUAGACGUGGAGCAUCAGCUUGCCACAUCACUUAAAAAGGGGUUAGAAAAUAUUUUAGACCAUAACGAGUUGUGUACAACCAAUGAAGUGAAAAGCCUAAGCAGUAGCUCAACAAAGGAAAAAUUGACAGCAGCUCCACAUUUCUUCCCUGAAAAUGCCGAGGAUGAAUCUCCUACUUGUCAACAGCAAUUAUUGGUGGAGGAAGUUUUAAGGGAUGUUGCUGUUCCCGAGGUGGUAGAGGAGGAGGUCGCCGCCGCCGCUCCCAAGGUGGUGGAGGAGGCCGCCGCUGCUCCCGAGGUGGUGGCGGAGGCCGUUGCCAUUCUCGAGGUGGUAGAGGAGGCCGCUCCCGAGGUGGUGGCAGAGGCUGCCGCCGCUGCUCCCAAGGUGGUGGAGGAGACCACCGCCGCUACCCCCGAGGUGGUGGCAGAGGCCGCCGCUGCUGCUCCCGAGGUGGUGGAGGAGACCGCCGCCGCUGCUCCCGAGGUGGUGGAGGAGACCACCGCCGCUGCUCCCGAGGUGGUGGCAGAGGCUGCCGCCGCUGCUCCCAAGGUGGUGGAGGAGACUGCCGCCGCUGCUCCCGAGGUGGUGGAGGAGACCGCCGCCGCUGCUCCCAAGGUGGUGGAGGAGGAGGCCGCUGCCGCCGCUGCUCCCAAGGUGGUGGAGGAGACCGCCGCCGCUGCUCCCGAGGUGGUGGAGGAGACCGCCGCCGCUGCUCCCGAGGUGGUGGAGGCCGCUGCCGCUGCUGCUCCCGAGGUGGUGGCCGCCGCCGCUGCUGCUCCCGAGGUGGUGGAGGAGGAGGCCGCCGCCGCUGCUGCUCCCAAGGUGGUGGUGGUGGAGGAGGAGGAGGCCGCCCCCGAGGUGGUGGUGGAGGAGGAGGAGGCCGCCGCCGCCCCCGAGGUGGUGGUGGAGGAGGAGGAGGCCGCCGCCACCACCGAGGUGGUAGAGGAGGAGGAGGAGGAGGCCGCCGCCCCCGAGGUGGUGAAGGCCGCCGUAGUUACUAAAGAUUCAAGAUAUAGUUCAGAGACAGAAGUAAAGGCCUAUGUUCCUGACUUGAAAGUAGGUGCUCCAGAUCUGAAGCCACCCGUGCAAGGUGUUGAUAAAUCUGUUGUAGAGUUGAUGGAAGAAUCUGUUCCAAAAUGUAUUGAUGAAAGCAAACCUCUAUUAAAAGGCUGUGAAAUUGAUUUCUUAAACAUGAGUAAUUCUGAUUUAUGUAACAUUAAGUCUUUAGACAACUUGAGCAAUGAGAAAGAAAGUACCUGUAGUUCACAAGUUGAUGCCAAGGAAGAUAUUCCCCUUAAGAUACCCAUCAUGUUAAAUCCAGAAUGCAGAGGCAUAUCUGAUGAAUUGUCAGAGAAAAUGAAAGUUGGCAAUGUUGAUCUGCCUCUUCGAGGAAACUCUCAGACAGAUUUCCUCGAUAUGGAUGUUAAUUUUGAUCCUUUUAAAUCCAGAUCAAUUGUCACUAAUUCUCCAGAUAAAUUGCUCAUGAAUGAAAGGGAGAUGGCUAAGCCUCUGCAAUAUGUAGGGGAUGGUAUCCAUUCCCAGGAAAUAAAAUACUUUGAUAAUUUGUCCACAGAGAAUGACAUAAUAAAAACUAAUGAUAAUGAACAAGCAGUGUGUGCGCGCACUGCAGCUGAGGAACUAAUUAACAAGGCUGUUGCAAAAAGAGAUAGUUUGCCUGAAAAUGAAUUUGAGGAAGCAGUGAAAAAUGAAACUUUCCAUCAAAGUUUCCAGGGAGAUUUCUCAAAUAUGACUAAUGAUGAUUUUGCUACCAAAUCUACUAUUGCAAAUUCUGAACUUCAAAGAAAUGAAAUUAAUGUGACGAAGACUGAAGUGCAGCGUGAGAGUGUGGGAACAGGAGUUGCACCAGGGAACUUUGAGUUGUCACCAGCACCAUCAGAGGUGGUCUCAACAGAGCUGGAAGAUUUAAGACAAAAUCAAAUGGAUAUGGACUUCCUUGAUAAGUUAGGAGAAUCAAAUUUUGAUCCCUUUGCAACCAGGGCUGCUGUUGCAAACUCACCUGAUGUAAUGAACAGUACUGUUGUGAUUAGAAAGGAAAUGCCUUCCAAGAAAUUAGUCACAUUGCUUACACCUGAGAAUGUUGGAACUUUACCACUGACAUCAGAAAGUGUUGAGCCUCUAGACAAUAGUCCCAAUAAAAAGUACCAGUUGAAUAUCCUAGAUAAACUAGAUGACCCUAAUUUUGAUCCCUUUGCAACCAAAGCUGCUGUUGCAAAUUCCCCUGUUAAACAGGCUCAAGCCCUCUUCACCGAGAAGGAAAAGCCGAAUCAAAACCAAGAAGACAUUUCCGAGAGAAAAGUGACUUCACUCGAGCUAUCUGGAGAUAUAAUCACAGGCCUAGAGAAAGAAUGUCCUUUUGAAAAUGACAAUAAUUUAAGGUCUCUUACAAAAUUAGAUGACCCUAAUUUGAAUUUCAGCACUAAUUGUCAUAAAUUGAACAGCACAGUUGUAUUUGAGAAUGAGAGAGAUGAAGCAUCACUAGAAAGCUUAACAGAACAAAAUGGUAAAACUCUUCAAUUUGACCAAGGAUGUAAUGAGGAUAUUGUGAAAAAGUUUGGCAAUUCUAGUAUUAAUGUUAUGGCUCCUAAAGCGGCAGUUUUAAACUCUCCUGAUAAAGACGAUAAUACAGUUAAGAAUGUAACAGACAUGCCCAGUAAGAAAGAAAAUACCAGGGUUACUUUUGAGGACUCUGUAGCAUCGUUAGAAAAAGGAAUUGCCAUGUCUCUUGAAAACAGAUUUCUACCACAAAAUGAGACUCUAGAAGAAUUCAUUAGUAAAUCUAGCAAUUCUAAUUUGAACCCUUUUACAACUAAUUCUCGUGUUCAAAAUUCUCCUACCAAAAAGGAUAGUUUUCCCAAUUCAAAGCAUACAACGGAGGAAAUAAGAAGCGAGCUGCCGUCAGAGGCAGUGCAUAACAAAUCUGAAGAAUCUAACAAAAUUGCAAUGAGUAGUGUCUUUCAGGAAAAUAGCAGAAUGGAGUGCCUGAAAAAGCAAGAGGCUCAAGAAUUUAAUUCAUCAGCAACAGAAAAAGUUAUUCCUUCUAUUAAGAAAUCCUUUGGUAUGAGAGAAGCGGUGAUUCAUUCGGAGACUAUUUUGGCUUUGGAAAAACAAAAGAAAGUGUCUUCAGAAACUCUAGCCAAUGGUCGUGGAGGGCAAGGGAAACAAACGAGUGCGGAUUCAUUAAAUGAGCGUGAUGUCUUCAGUCCACUGCAUAGAGGUAGAGCAAGAAAACCAGAAAAUGUAGAAGAGUUUAACUUUGAAGAAUUUACUAGUGCUGCUGAAUUGCCGAGUGAUGAGCAGGAGUAUAUUGAAGAAGAGGUCUUUGGAUCUCCACUGUGUUAUCCGCUCUUUAAUAACCCUGAGGAUCUAGACGUGUUGGGUUCUCAUGGGACUGAGGGAGACAAGUUAAAUCUUGUUCGCAAUUCACUGUACGUUAAAUUUGACCCUUUAGUGUCAGGUCGACAGUCUCUGGCUCCAUUCCUUGCACAGCACCUGAAAGAGUCUAACAAUGAAGUUUUGGACCCACGGAGGUGCAGUGGUCUCAUUUCCUUUAGCCCCUCACCAAAAAAGCAGCAGAGAUGCACAGAUCACACAGGAACCCCUGUGAAGGCACUAUUUGUCAGUGUAGGAGACGAAACUCUUGCAUUAGAUGCUACAAGCCUUGAAAACACCGUCGUUAAUGAUGGCAGCAACACCACUGUUGUAUCUUCCAAUCAAACUCUUAAUAAUACUACCAUCAGUACUACCAUUACUGAUGCCAAUGAAACUGUGCUUCAUGUACCAGUGAUUAACACACAAAGGAUGUAUACUGAGCGUGAAUUGAAAGACAAACUGAAGAACAUGGAGCUAAUUAUGCAGGACACUAUGCUAAGGAAGAGCCGUGAAUUUGAGGACGUUCAGAAACGAUUAAAUCGCGAGUUGAUGGAACAGGAUAUUGCAAUGUCUGGGCUUGAAGAAGAAAAUUUUUCACUCAGGUCGAGUAUUAAGCAGAUGCAAGAUGUAAUGGCCAAAAUAUUGCAGCAUGAGGCCACGAAGGAAAAAGAGCACAAGAAUCAGCUACUUCUAUUGGAAAAUCAGUAUGAACUGAAACUAACCGCUCUCCAGAAAGAAUGUGAGCAGUGUAAAGACGAGAUGAAAAAAGCAGAAGUUCCAUUAUUUGAUAUGGUCAAGAAAUUUGAGAGAUUACGUGAGGUGUCGGAAAGAUUAUGGAAAAAUGAGGAAAUUUUGAAGUCCAAAAAUGAGAGCUUGGAAACUAAGUUGGCACAGAAGGAAGAAACAUUCAAGAAAAUAAUUAAAGUGGUGGAAGAAAAAUAUGAUAAGGCCCAGGAAGAGUAUACAUCAACGAAGCACACUCAUGAACAGGAAAUAAAGAAAGCAUCGUUGAUGUUGAGGAAAGCGGAACUGAAGAUCCUCACACUCACGGAGACGGUGGAGAAAACCACCACUGAAAACCAAAGACUGAAGGAUCUGAUUGAGGAUAUCACCAAGAGUUUGGAUGGAAAUUAACUUGAAUACUUUCAUUUUUCUUAAACAUGUUCUUCAUUAUUACUUUUAUUAUUAAGUUUUCCACCUGCUGAAUAUAGGUAAUUUUACACAUUUGUUUUUAUUUAAUAUUUGAUAUUUGUUAAUAUUGACCAUUUUAUUCGCAUCUUUUCUAUUUUCCUCCAAAUCCAAUAUGUAUGGAGUUUUUAUUCAGCAGUAUAUUUUAAUAUUUCUUACUUUGUCUAUCACCUUACUUUGUAUUGUGAAACAUCCUACUUAUGAAGUGUUUUAAGUCUGCCUAAAAAUGGCUUGAGCAGAUAUUGCUUAUUUACAAAACUGGGUCAGUUAUGUGCAGCUUAGUGGAGUAAUGUUAUUUUAGCUAAUCUGUUUGUGGAACAUGCCUGGGUAAUCUAAUAAACCAACUGACUAGGAAACUACUAAUGCAAGCCAUAUAUGGAUGAAGUAAAAAGGCUGCCUUU
This is a messenger RNA of Procambarus clarkii (red swamp crayfish), 5758 nucleotides long. The record is from RefSeq and is a predicted model, not a curated record. NCBI's taxonomy places the organism in Eukaryota, Metazoa, Arthropoda, Malacostraca, Decapoda, Cambaridae.